Messenger RNA from Myotis davidii, 8638 nucleotides. RefSeq names its product NEDD4 binding protein 2 (gene N4BP2). The record is from RefSeq and is a predicted model, not a curated record. The transcript has 19 exons. NCBI's taxonomy places the organism in Eukaryota, Metazoa, Chordata, Mammalia, Chiroptera, Vespertilionidae. Bases 290 to 5575 code for a protein of 1761 amino acids. Gene Ontology annotation, molecular function: ubiquitin binding.
GGGAAGAUUAAAUGAGAUACUGCAUGUGUGGUACUUUAUUUGUGGGAAAGAGAUGCCCUGUACUAUGGAUCAGAGUAUUCCAGUAAGAAGACAUUAUUUUGAUAAUAGGAAGAGCUGUUUAGUUUGCAGAUAUCAACUGUGGCCUUAAUGAGCACAUUGAUAGCAUCCAGACAGACAGUCCUAUUACUGCUGGAUUGUGCAAGAUAUUUAACCCUGUUUUCUUUGAGGUAUGACUUAAAUAUUAAACAUCUUACAUAAUAAAGGGAAUAUUUUAGUUUUGGAAGUCAGAAUGCCAAGGAGAAAGAAAAAUCUUGGGGGAAAUCCUUUUCGGAAGACUGCAAACGUUAAGGAAGUUGUCGUAUCCAGUGUUGCUAGUCAUGAGGAGCCAACUACUCUUCCUUCCAUGUGUGAAACAAAAGUUGAUCAGGAAGAACUCUUCAUCAAUAUCUCAGAGAUGUUUUCUGAACUGGAUCCUGAUGUAGUGUAUUUGAUGCUUUCUGAAUGUGAUUUCAAAGUUGAUAAUGCCAUGGAUUGUCUAUUAGAAUUAUCUGCCACUGAUACCAAGAUAGAAGAAUCGUCUUCAAAAAGCAUCAUUGCUUCUGAGAACCGAGUAAGUGCAGCAGUAAAUGAAAUAAUGGAAAAGUGUGCGCCGGAAGAAGAGAGUGAAGAUUCAAAAAUGGAUUCAUUCUUGGACAUGCAGUUAACUGAAGACUUGGAUUCCUUAAUACAGAAUGCUUUUGAGAAAUUGAACUCUUCUCCUGAUGACCAAGGAUGCUCAUUUUUGCCUUUGCAAGAUGUUAAUAGUUUUAGUGACCCGAGUGCGUUCAUAAAUUCAGAUUCAAGUGGUAUGACUUCCAUUCUUUCUACACAAAAUAUGGAUUUGAACAAUGAAAAUUUAGAGACUUCUACCUCUACUUUAAGUUCAAACCCCUUAACUUCACAGUCAGUUUCAAAUGAGCCCGGAAGUUUUAUAAAGGAUGACACAUUGGAAGAUUCUCUUCUCAAUAGUUCUUUAAAUGUAGCAGAUGACACUGCGGUGGGUUGUAGCAGUCUCAAUCAAAAAGAGAAUGAUCUUUUAGUGUCUGAGUGUGCUGAGACUCAGUUCUCUCAAGCCCCUGUAGAUUUGGAUGCCAGUGAACCUCAGGCUCCUUCAAACUGUACUGUGCAAAAUCCAGGGCUUGGUUUACUAGGUACAGGUGGGAAUCAGAAAUCUACUUCUAUCCCUGAUGUGUUUGUACCUUCAGAAGAGUUCAGUUUCAAGCCACACAAGCAUAAUGAAUUGCCACCAAAGGGGAAGGAUGUGAAUUACUGUCCAGUGCUUGCCCCUAUUCCUCUGUUGCUGCCUCCUCCACCUCCACCAAUAUGGAAUCCAAUGAUUCCUGCUUUUGACCUCUUUCAAGGAAACCAUGGCUUUGUAGCUCCCGUUGUUACGACAGCUGCACACUGGAGACCUGUCAACUAUACGUUUCCAUCCCCAGUUAUUUCUCACCCUUCCCCAACAGUGAUAUGGAGAAAUAAAGAGGGAACAAGUGCUUAUCAGGUGCAAGAAACUCCAGUUUCUCAGGUUGUAAGAAAGAAGACAUCUUAUGUUGGACUAGUUCUUGUUCUUCUCAGAGGACUUCCAGGAUCAGGAAAAUCUUUUUUGGCAAGGACUUUGCAAGAGGAUAAUCCGAGUGGAGUCAUUCUUAGUACUGAUGAUUAUUUUUACAUAAAUGGACAGUACCAGUUUGAUGUAAAGUACUUAGGAGAAGCACAUGAAUGGAACCAGAAUCGUGCAAAAGAAGCAUUUGAAAAGAAGAUAUCUCCUAUAAUAAUAGAUAAUACAAACCUACAGGCAUGGGAAAUGAAGCCAUAUGUUGCUUUGUCUCAAAAGCAUAAAUAUAAAGUCCUUUUCCGGGAACCAGACACAUGGUGGAAGUUCAAACCAAAGGAACUUGCGAGGCGUAAUAUUCAUGGGGUAAGCAAAGAAAAAAUAACAAGAAUGUUGGAACACUAUCAACGUUUUGUUUCAGUGCCAAUAAUCAUGAGUUCUUCAGUGCCAGAAAAAAUUGAACGUGUUGAGUUAUGUGCAUAUUCUUUUGAGGACCAAAGUUCUAGCCCAAAAGACAAUGAAGACAUUACCUCUGGAAAAGAAGAAAAUGUCUUAUCCUCAUCUCUGAAGCACAUAGAGUUAAUUGAAGAGAAGAAACUUGAAGUGACCAAAGAAGCUGUGUUACCUGAGAAUGUCACAUGUCUCUCUAGUGCAGAUUUAAACAAAGGAAGUGGUGUGAAUCCUAACAUUCAGAGUGCUUUAAUUCAGGAAGUUCCAGAAACAUAUUUUUCUGAUUCUGAAAGCAAAGUAGGAGUAACAGACACAAAUGAAAAAGAAGAGCAAGUAGAAAUGGCUUCUGAAGAAGAACAUAGUAAAACCGAUACAGAUGGUUUUGUAGAGAGAUUGUCACAAAGUAUUAGCUAUGGUGAAAAUAAUCAAGAAGACUGUGAUCUUUCAAAUACUGCAUCACUUCAGAAUGAAAAUUCUUCACCUGGUGAAAUAUUGGAAGAAAGAGCAGUGGUAAAGAAAAAAGCUUUUGGAAAACAAAAAAGCAAAUCAACUUUAGAAAAGUGUCCGAGACAUGAGCUGUCAAAUUUUGUUGGUGAUUGGCCAGUUGAUAAAACUAUUGGUCAGAGGACAAAAAGGAACCGAAAAACGGAAAAGGCUUCAUCUGUACAAAAUGACAAAAAGUAUAAUUGUCCUCCAUCACGCAAAGUAUUAGAUAAUGGUCUGUCUGUGAAUAUGGGUAAUACCCAGCAACCAGAAUGUCCACAUGAAAGUGUAGAGGAUGACAAGAAGUCACAAUGUGAUGAUGCUUCAGAAGCUUUUAGUAGCUGUCACUAUGAUGCUUACAAAAAUACUGAAAAAACCUCAUUCAACAUUGUGGGCGACUGGCCUUCAUCUGAUUCUUUAGCUCAGAGAGAGCACAGAUCAAGAACGCCAAAGGCUGUUUUAAAUGAACCCAGCCUAGAAUUUGGAACUAAUGACAUUAUGAGUGAAAUAUCCUCAUACACAGCACAUGAGGCCUGUUGGGGCACAAGCCCUGAAGAACUAAAAACGUUGGGUAGUGGUAUUCUAGGAAGUUCUGAAAUGCUAUCUAGUGAAAUGACCUGUGAGAAUAAGACUUGUCCAAAUAAAAUGAUUCAUGGGCAACACACGUUGUCUCUUACUUUUACCAAUAGUGCUCCAACUAUUGCUGGGGUAGUAGGAGCAGAGACUUCAGCUGAAUUUCCAGAGGGAAAGCCUAAAGAAGUCCCUGGAAUGGAAGUAGGCACAUGUACCCAGACUGAACCACAGGAUUUUGCUCUCUUAUGGAAAAUAGAAAAGAAUAAAAUUAGUGUUUCAGAUUCUGUGAGAGUAUUAACAGGAAGAUUAGAUGGAUUUAAACCAAAAGCUUUCAAUAUUAACACAAACUUAGAUGUUCAAGAAACAAUUCCCUAUCGGGUAAUGUAUGAUAAAAGCACGUUUGUUGAAGAAAGUGAGCUUACCAGUGCUGAUGAAUCUGAAAAUCUUAAUAUUCUUUGUAAACUAUUUGGAUCUUUUUCAUUAGAAGCCCUAAAAGACUUAUAUGAGAGGUGUAACAAAGAUAUUAUUUGGGCCACAAGCCUUUUGUUGGAUUCUGAAACUAAAUUAUGUGAGGAUACUGAAUUUGAGAGUACCCAAAAAUCAUAUGAUGAAACACAAAUUGGGCCAUUUUCUCUAGGAUUUAAUUUGAAGGAAAUUAUUAGCCAAAGAGGAACCUUGGAAGAUUCUAAUUCUGUGCCAGAAUUUAGCCAUGAGAUUGGUAUCACUAACACGAAUGCACAAUCUACCUGUGAUUCAGAAAAGGGACACUCAGAGCAGGCAGAAAUAAGAGUUACAACUACUGAAAAACCUGGAUUAAUAAGUCUAUUUCCUAAUGUCACCGUGGAUCUAAAGAAUACCAAUGAAGUACUUAAUAGUCAGGCAGAACUUCCAGUUGUACAUAAUAUUAACCAGUCUUUUUCAGGUACUGUAAAAGCUACUCCUGCUCAAGAUUGGAGUGAAAUGGAGAACACUCUAGAAGUUACAGACAUUGGAGACAGUAUGCAUUCUUUGAAUUUGUCUGAUAUUUUAAACUCUGUAUCGAGCACUUCAAAUCUCGAGUUAAAUGAAGACAUUUAUUUUUCUGACUCUUGUGAAAUAACAAAACACGAGAAUCUUCCAAAGGACUAUAUGAAGUUUCCUAACACAGAAGAAUAUAUGAAUGAAGAUGAACAGGAAAUGGAAAAAAUUCUAAUGGCAGGGAGUACUUUGCCAGCUGGAGUUAGUGAGGAAGAUAAAACUGAGAUGCUGAAUCCCACACCAGUGAUGACCAAAUCUCUUACCAUAGACUGUCUGGAAUUGGCAUUACCCCCUGAACUGGCUUUUCAGCUCAAUGAAUUAUUUGGCCCUGUUGGUAUUGAUUCAGGGUCUCUAACAGUUGAGGAUUGUGUGGUCCAUAUAGAUCUGAAUCUGGCUAAAGUGAUUCAUGAGAAAUGGAAAGAAUCUGUAAUGGAGCGACAAAGACAAGAAGAGGUAUCCUGUGGCAAGUUUAUGGGAGAUCCUUCCCUGGUUGGGCAUAUUGGUCUUGAUAAUACUGAACAAAAAUCAUCUCAAAGAACUGGCAAAAAAUUACUGAAGACUUUAGCAGCAUCUGAAAUGCUACCCUUAAUGGAUCAUUGGAAUACUCAAACUAAAAAAGUAUCACUCAGAGAAAUAAUGUCGGAAGAAAUUGCCUUACAGGAAAAACACGAUUUGAAAAGGGAAUCACUUAUGUUUGAAAAAGAUUGUGCCACUAAACUAAAGGAGAAGCAGCUCUUUAAGAUAUUUCCAGCCAUUAACCAAAAUUUUCUGGUGGACAUUUUCAAGGACCACAACUAUUCAUUAGAACACACAGUGCAAUUUUUAAACUGUGUUCUUGAAGGAGACCCUGUAAAAACAGUUGUAGCACCAGAGUUUGUUCACCAAAAUGAGAAUGCCACUUCUUACACUGCACAGAAGUCUAAGGAGAAAAAGGCAAAGAAAUCGAAGGAGACUGAAGAUACACCGAGUGAAUCACCCUUCCAGGAUUUUGAGUACCCCAAGUACGACGACUACAGGGCCGAGGCUUUCCUGCACCAGCAGAAGAGGAUGGAAUGCUACAGCAAGGCCAAAGAGGCUUAUCGCAUGGGGAAGAAAAACGUCGCCACAUUUUAUGCUCAGCAGGGUAGUCUCCAUGAGCAGAAGAUGAGGGAAGCUAAUCACCUUGCUGCGAUAGAGAUCUUUGAGAAAGUCAAUGCCUCCCUGCUGCCACAGAACGUUUUAGACCUCCAUGGACUGCACGUGGAUGAAGCUAUAGAACAUUUGAUGGCAGUUUUACAGCAGAAAACUGAAGAAUUUAAGCAGAAUGGUGGCAAGCCCUAUCUGUCUGUGAUUACGGGGAGAGGCAAUCACAGCCAGGGAGGAGUAGCUCGCAUCAAACCAGCUGUCAUUAAAUACCUCACAAGCCAUAGCUUCAGGUUCUCUGAAAUUAAACCAGGGUGCUUGAAGGUCAUGCUAAAGUAAAAUAAACGUCCUUGACUUAGAAGUGUGAAGGUUUGUAGGUUAAAAUUAGUUUUAUUUGCAGUAAUUUAGUCAAUUUUACUAUCAACAUGUGUUUUAUUAGAAAUAAUGUCCAGUUAUAAAACAAAAAUGUUAUGAUGUUUUUCAAAAUUCAAGAGAAGUUUAAUUUUUUAUUGAAUCAUAUGCCAAAUAUGCUAAAAAUAUUAGAGAUAAUUUUCUUAGAUAAAAUUAUCAGAUCCAGUUUUAAAGUUUGAAAGUGCACAGAUUUUUUCUAAAAGAGAAAUUAUCUUUCUAUUAAUUGUUGUUUGAUGUUUAGUGAAGACCUAAUAGUAUCGAUAGUAAUGAAAGAAAGGAGAACUAAUAAAACACUUGAAUGCUUUUUUAUUUCAAAACAAAAUUUUAAAAAAUCUUUUUAUUUUGCUAUGUCCUAUUGGAAGGAAGACAUGCUGUUGUGCUUUCUUCUGCUUUGUAUUUGUAUAUGAUUUUGAUCUCUUAACCUUCUGUUUCUUUUUUCUGCGUGUGGGCAUUUCCAGGAGGAAAGUUGGGGUCUGAGAUUAUAUUGCAGUUUUACACUUUCCAAAGGCAGAAAAAGUUUCAGAGAAGGAGAAGUGGUUAGAUAUCUACCAAAUGUUGCUAUCUUAUAGAACUGCUUCUAGAACCGUCUGUGUAAGUGGUAUUUAAGAUAGUUCUAAAGACCUGUCUUUUAUAUUUGAGGCUUGUAAUUUCUAGACUGCAAUAAGGUCAAAAUUCUAUUAACUUAAAAACAAAUACAGAAAACAGUUUUGAUGUAAUUAUAAAAAGAAUCACUACAGUUUAAAAGUUUUUAACUUUUAUUUUUAAAAAGAGCCAGCUUCGUGGAAGAAAACCUUCAUUGGCUUCUCUUUAUUGGUCAGCUAAAAAGUCCUGUUAGUAUGUUAAAGUAUGUCGAUUGAAAUUUCCUUUAUACAAGUUUAAUGUGAUAAAGUUUAAUUUUCCAGUAUGAGACAGUGGUUUAAAUAAAUUUGACUUUGGAUAUGGAGAAUACUUUCAACAUAUAAUUUUAACAAUUGUGUUGCUGUUUCAUAAGCUUAAAAAAUCAUUUGGAUCAGGAAUUAUAGGAUUGAGCUGUUACUGAAAGAACCCUGAAUUAUAGAAUGGUUUCCAAAAAUAACAGACAUUUUAAUGAAAAUAGAACUCAAAAACACACUUUUAUAUAUUAUGAAAGCAUGCUUUUAAAAGAAGAGCUGUGUUGUUGAAUUUAUGUCCACAAAAAUAAAAAUGUUUAUUAUUUAGAAAUGGUUAGUGACUGAUAAUUGAAGUAUUCAUAUCCUAUGUUUGUAAUAAUUCGUUAAAAAAAGAAAAAAUGCCAGAAGUUUAGCAUAUGUUUUUAGUAAUGUCUAGAAGAGUUGUACACAUUAGAAAUAAAACAGUUCGUUUCAACUACUUAUAAAAUUACAAUUGUUAAUGAUAUAAAGUAUCUUUAUGUAUAAAUUAAUAUGAUGUAAGAAAUGUGACUAACAAUACUAAAACCUAGAGUUAUUCGAGUGUGCAGCUGCAUAUUUUGUGUUUUUAUAUUUCCUCACCCAGUUGAAAAAUUGCUUUUGAGCACUUCAGCUAAACUUAUUUUAAUAAUAUAAUUAUGAUUAAUGUGGGAGCAGUCAAAAAGAACAAGAGGUGAGGUGUUUUGUGGCAAAAACCAAAUGAAAACAGCUUUGUUUUAUGUUGUAUCAACUCUAAUGUUGUACUUUAUCUUGCUAAACCUAGGGCAUUUCUCCUUAAUUAUCAUUCAUAAAUAUAUAGGCACAUUUUAAGCAUCGAGUGUAUUUUUGUAAAGCUGUUUAAUCCUAUUCUGCUACCUACCCCACUAUCUAGCAUAGUUUAAACAACAUAUAAUUAUGAAAAACAUUUUUAUAAUUGCUCCCUUUGCCCAUUUCUAAAUCCUAGUAUGGGGAUUUUCAAAGUUAUUAUGUGUUGGUAUAUUUGUGCUAGUACAUUAUUCAUUAGGAUGGCUCUUUGCAGAAGUACUAAUAUUUUAAAGUGCAACACUUGUGUAGUUGGAAGGUUUUAGUAACAGUUAUAUCUUUCAGUAGUCUCUUAUCCCAGUAUAUACCAGGGGGAAAAGAGAGCAGUGUGGAAACCACAGGGAACGUGCAGUUGGACUGAGGGGACCCUUAACAGUAUUUUAAUCCAUCCACUUCCUUACUUGUUCCUGAGAAAUGGAAGCAUGUUGCUUUUUAUUUAUUAGCUGUUCGUAUAUUCCUAUGUUAUUUUCAGAUUGAGUUAUUUUUUCAAUUUAUUAGUGUUUUCAUAUUAUUUGCAAUUCUAUGGCCUUUAAAUACAGGACAUAUAUAGUAGAAUUCCUGACAUAUUUUAAAGUCUCUUAACACAUUUGAGAAGAAAAGCCAAACAAUUCUGUUGGAUUGUUUCCAGUCCUUUAUUUUUGUUCUGUUUCUUUGAAAAUUCAAGUGUUUUGUAUGCAUAGAAAAAGGACACACAAGUUUGGUCUGAACUGGAAAUUGGAAAGUUUGAAACUCAGGAAAUUGCUCUGACAAUGUCUUAACUGCUCUCAAUUUAAGAAAAUGACAAAAUGCGUAAAAAAAUACAAAAAUAAUGUUUGCUGUUGUUUUCCAAGUGCUUUUUCUAAGUGCUUUUCCAUUGUGCAAUGAGAUGAAGUUUGAUCAUUUUUUCUGUGCAGUGAUUAAAUAGUGUUUAUUUUAAAUUACAUGUAAAAGAAACAAAUUUAAAUGUUUGUGUGGCCAAAAAAAAAAGUAAAGUUUAUGUAGAAUGUUUGUUAAUGGUGCUUAUUUUUGAAAUGUAAUUCAAGUUUACAGUGUUACUUAAUGCUUCUUAAGAGAAUUUAAUAGAAACACAAGGCUAGACUACAUCUACAUCCUGAAGAGCCUUUUAGAACUUCCCAUUGUAUGAUGAGAAAUUUUAUGAUUUUCCAUAAAGUUGAGCAGUUGACUUUUAUGGUCCAAAUAAUGAACCUGUUAUUAACACAUAACUGAAUUAAUCGUGAAACUUCUCAUUAAAGUACAUCAUUGCAGCUAUCUGUUGGAGAACAUAUAAUAAAAAUUUCAAACAGUA